Perca fluviatilis (European perch) is the source of this 4018-nucleotide messenger RNA. It is a transcript of the gene cand2, whose product is annotated as cullin-associated and neddylation-dissociated 2 (putative). Bases 130 to 3861 code for a protein of 1243 amino acids. Gene Ontology annotation, biological process: protein ubiquitination; SCF complex assembly. Gene Ontology annotation, cellular component: nucleus. The transcript is spliced from 24 exons. Lineage: Eukaryota; Metazoa; Chordata; Actinopteri; Perciformes; Percidae. The record is from RefSeq and is a predicted model, not a curated record.
CCGGUGUUACCUCUCUCUGUCCCCUCCAGACUCGCCAUGUUGUCGGUUUAAAUCUGUUGCCCCAGUUUUCUCUUUUUAACCGUAGAUUCACUUUUCAUAGCGCCGCUGAUUUACUGUCAAAGUACCAAGAUGUCGAACGUGUCUUACUACAUCUCCAACUUGUUGGAGAAAAUGACAUCAACUGACAAAGAUUUUAGGUUCAUGGCCACUAAUGACCUGAUGCUGGAGCUCCAGAAGGACAGCAUUAAGCUGGACGAGGACAGCGAGAGGAAGGUGGUGACCAUGCUGCUCAAACUGCUGGAGGACAAGAACGGGGAGGUGCAGAACCUGGCUGUAAAAUGCCUGGCCCCUCUGGUGAGUAAGGUGAAGGAGCCUCAGGUGGAGACGAUGGUGGACACGCUGUGUUCCAACAUGAUGUCAGACAAAGAGCAGCUGAGAGACAUUUCCAGCAUGGGACUGAAGACUGUGAUCGCUGAGCUGCCGCUGUCUUCAUCAGGUUUGAGCCUGACAGUCAGUGUGUGUAAGAAGAUUACCUCCCAGCUGAUUGGUGCCAUGGGGAAACAAGAAGACGUCUCAGUUCAGUUGGAGGCCCUGGACAUCUUGUCGGACAUGUUGGGAAGGCUGAGUGGUGCCCUGGUCAGUUUUCACAGCUCUUUGCUCUCCAGUCUGCUCCCUCAGUUAACAAGCCCCAGGAUGGCGGUCAGGAAGCGCUCCAUUUUGGCUCUCGGCCACCUGGUGCCCUGCUGUAGCCCCGCCCUCUUCUCCCAGCUGACUGAACACCUGCUGACGGAGUUGGCCAAGGGCCCGCCCACUUCUAUGACGAGGACGUACAUCCAGUGCCUAGCAACCAUCAGUCGUCAGGGCGGACAUCGAGUCGGUGAACAUUUAGAGAAGCUGAUUCCGAUGGUGGUGAAGUUUACCGGUGUGGAGGAUGACGAGCUGAGAGAGUAUUGUUUCCAGGCUUUUGAAGCCUUCAUACGAAGGUGCCCAAAGGAGAUGUCCCCCCAUGUUGCCACAGUAACACAGCUUUGUCUCAAGUUCAUGACCUUUGACCCAAACUACAACUACGAUGAUGAGGAGCAGCAGGAAGAAGACAGCAUGGACGUAGAGGAAGGGCUGGAUGAAGAGUCGGACGAUGAGUACAGCGACGACGACGACAUGAGCUGGAAGGUGCGGCGCUCCUCCAUCAAGUGUCUGGAGGCGUUGAUCCACACUCGCCGGGACCUCCUGCUCUCCUUCUACUCCUCCAUCUGCCCCGCUCUGCUGGCCCGCUUCAAGGAGCGCGAGGAGAACGUGAGGGCGGACGUCUUCGCUGCCUUUUCGACGCUGCUGAGACAAACGCGAGUGGGAUCUGGUCACCACGGCAACGUCAAGGCCGGCUCAGACUCAGCGCUGAGCCGGGAGGAAGAGCCGGCCGUCGCCAUGCUGGAGACACAGGUGCCGGUGAUAGUGAAGACGCUCCACAGACAGCUGAAGGAGAAGAGCAUUAAGUCUCGACAGGGCUGCUUCUGUUUGCUCACUGAGCUCUCUCACACGGUACCUGGAGCUCUGGAGCAGCACAUACCUGCUCUAAUACCUGGCAUCGUCUUCUCCCUGACAGACAAGUCCACCUCCUCCACCAUGAGGAUCGAUGCUCUCUCCUUCUUCCACGUCCUCCUCCUCUCCCACCCUCCUCAAGCCUUUCAGCCGCACAUGCAGGUGCUGCUGCCUCCAGUGGUGGCGUGUGUAGAAGACACGUUCUAUAAGAUCACCUCGGAGGCUCUGCUGGUCGCCCAGCAGCUGGUCAGAGUGAUGCGACCGCAGGGACAGAGCGCCACAGCCGGACGAUUCGACCCUAAACCGUUUGUCAAAGAGGUGUUUUCUGCAACCCUGAAGAGGCUGAAGGCAACGGACAUCGACCAGGAAGUGAAAGAGAGGGCUAUUUCCUGUAUGGGUCACAUGGUGUGUCACCUUGGUGACCACCUGGGGGCGGAGCUACAAGGUGUUUUGGCAAUCUUCCUGGAGAGGUUGAAGAAUGAGAUCACAAGACUGACAGCAGUUAGGACCAUCACCCUCAUCUCUGCGUCUCCAUUAAAGAUCAACUUGUCGUCCAUCCUGCCAGAGACUCUGUCUGUGUUGGGAUCGUUCUUGCGGAAGAACCAGCGAGCUCUGAAGCUCGGCACGCUGGCGUGUCUGACAGCGCUGGUCACGCAUCAUGCCGCCAGCAUCAAGCCUGCCGCGCUGGAGCCCGUUCUGAGCGAGCUUCCUGCUCUGGUGGACGAGGGCGACAUGCACGUAUCACAGGUAUCCGUCACCUUGCUGACCUGCAUGGCCAAAUGGUGUCCCUCCUCUCUGGCUAAGAUCAGCUCCUCCGUGCUGCCGGGAGUCUUCAGACUCGUCCACUCUCCACUGCUGCAGGGUGCAGCACUGGCAGCCAUACUGGACUUCCUACAGGCACUGGUGCUGUCCAAAACCAGUAACCUGGGCUACAGUCAGUUGCUGAAGUCUCUCACCGAUCCGUUCCACCGCUCCCAGUCUUCAGACAGCACCAUCAUCCACAGACAGUCGUACCAGUCUGUGGCUCGCUGUGUGGCCGCUCUGUCCUCCUCCUGCUCCAAAGAAACUCCAGCCACGGUGGCCGGCCUCAUGCAGGAGGUGAAGAACCCUGGUUCUCCAGAGUCUGCCCGAGUCCUGGCUCUGUUGUGUCUGGGGGAGCUGGGGAGGAGCGGCAGCCUGGGGCGGAGUAAGGAGGUGCAGGGAGUCAUCCUGGAGGCCAUCUCCUCCACCAAUGAGGAGGUGAAGACGGCAGCAUCCUGCGCUUUAGGCAGCAUGGCGGUCGGCAGCCUGGACGAAUACCUGCCCUUCCUGCUGAAAGAGAUCUCGGCCCAGCCGCGGAGACAAUACCUGCUGCUGCACUCCCUCAAAGAGGUCAUCAGUGCCUGUCCAGCCUCUAGUCUCUCGGCCCAUGUGGAGUCUAUCUGGGCCUUGCUGUUCGACAACUGUGAGUGUCAGGAGGAGGGGACCAGGAACCUGGUGGCUGAAUGUCUGGGAAAACUGACUUUAGUCAACGCUGCCCAGCUGUUACCCCGGCUCAAACAGCUGCUUAGAGCCGGUUCUCCUCUGGCUCGCAGCACGGUGGUGACAGCUAUCAAGUUCACUAUUGUUGACCAACCUGCUCCCAUAGACUCCCUGCUGAAAGAGUGCAUAGGAGACUUCCUGAAGACCCUGCAGGAUGAGGACAUCAACGUGCGGCGCGUCGCUUUGGUGAUGUUUAACUCUGCAGCUCACAACAAACCAUCUCUGAUCCGUGGUCUCCUAGCAACAGUGCUGCCUCACCUCUACAAGGAGACCCAGAUCCGGAAGGACCUCAUCAGAGAAGUGGAGAUGGGUCCAUUCAAACACACUGUGGAUGACGGGUUGGAUGUGCGUAAAGCGGCAUUUGAGUGUAUGUACACUCUGCUGGACAGCUGCCUGGAGGGGCUGAACGUACUGCAGUUCCUAGAUCAUGUGGAGGAAGGACUCAAAGAUCACUAUGAUAUCAGGAUGCUGACUUUCCUGAUGUUGGCUCGACUGGCGUCUCUGUGUCCGGCAGCUGUUCUCCAAAGACUGGACAGACUGAUAGAGCCUCUUAAAGCUACCUGCACUACCAAGGUGAAGGCCGGUUCUGUGAAGCAGGAGUUUGAGAAGCAGGAGGAGCUGCGGCGCUCGGCCAUGCGCGCUGUCGCCGCGCUGCUGGCCGUGCCCGAGGUGGAGAGGAGCCCCAGCAUGGCCGACUUCGCCAACCAGAUCAGAACCAACGCUGACAUGGCGUCAAUCUACCAGAGCGUCCAGGGAGGGGAGGGGGGUGGCUUAGGGUCAGCAGAGAGCAUGGAUAUCAGCUAGACUCCCAGGUUUUGGUUUAUAUUUUUUUAGAUAAAGGCCUUUUUUAAAGAAGCACAAUGCUGUUCCACUUUCAUACACAAUCACAGCUGUAUUUUGAAAACUGGGCUUUUUAGUAUGAAUUUCCUCUUUAGCAAAAUAAAUUAAAUGAUUGACAGUU